AUGAAGUUCGCCUCCCUUCUUGUCGCCCUUGCCUCCAGUGUCUCUGCGUUUGCCCCUGCUUCCCAUCAAAAGGCUUCCCAAUCACUAUGCUCUUCCAUUAGUGAAAUGCCUGGAAGCACAAUGCCUUUCAAGACUUUUGAUCCUUUGGGUCUUGCCACUCUUGGUUCUGAUUCCACUCUCGCAUGGUUCCGGGCUGCCGAGCUCAAGCACUCCCGCGUUGCUAUGCUUGCCACCACUGGAUAUCUGGUCCAAGCCGUUGGAAUCCACUUCCCUGGCAUGCUCAGCCACGAUGUCUCCUUCGAAUCCUUGUCCGCGAUGAAGCCCUUGGAUGCAUGGGAUGCCGUUCCAGAUGCAGGAAAGCAACAAAUUUACGGAAUCAUUUUCCUAGCUGAAAUCAUCAGCGAAGCCAACGGUGUUCACUAUACAAAGGGAGGAGACCUUCCAACUAUAAUCUUCCCACCAAUCAACUUCGGGUCGGUGAAUGAAUCCACAAUGAAGGUUAAGAGAGACAGAGAAUUGAACAACGGACGCCUUGCCAUGAUCUCCAUCAUGUCUUUUGUUGCUGCCGCCAACAUCCCAGGAUCCGUUCCUGCCCUUACUGGAAACCCAAUGUUCUAA
Messenger RNA from Cylindrotheca closterium, 618 nucleotides. The record is from the annotation of a GenBank genome assembly. Lineage: Eukaryota; Bacillariophyta; Bacillariophyceae; Bacillariales; Bacillariaceae.